Oryza sativa Japonica Group (Japanese rice) is the source of this 2605-nucleotide messenger RNA. Its product is annotated as phenylalanine ammonia-lyase. The record is from RefSeq and is a predicted model, not a curated record. Gene Ontology annotation, biological process: L-phenylalanine catabolic process. Gene Ontology annotation, cellular component: cytoplasm. Gene Ontology annotation, molecular function: ammonia-lyase activity. NCBI's taxonomy places the organism in Eukaryota, Viridiplantae, Streptophyta, Magnoliopsida, Poales, Poaceae.
CUCCAUUCCCCUCCAAGAGCAAAGCCACUGCAGCUUCCAUAUCCCCGGCUCUUCCGCACACACAACUCCUCCACCUCCAUCGGGAGCAAACCGCUCGAGCAACCACCACUCGUUACAGCUACACAUCGAUCUCCCCUCUGCUUCGCCGUUCCGAUGGAGUGCGAGAACGGGCACGUCGCCGCCGCCGCCAACGGCAGCAGCCUGUGCGUGGCUAAGCCGCGUGCCGACCCGCUCAACUGGGGGAAGGCGGCGGAGGAGCUGUCCGGGAGCCAUCUGGACGCGGUGAAGCGCAUGGUGGAGGAGUACCGCAGGCCCGUGGUGACGAUCGAGGGCGCCAGCCUGACCAUCGCGCAGGUCGCGGCGGUGGCCUCCGCCGGCGCCGCCAGGGUGGAGCUCGACGAGUCCGCCCGCGGCCGCGUCAAGGCCAGCAGCGACUGGGUCAUGAACAGCAUGAUGAACGGCACCGACAGCUACGGCGUCACCACCGGCUUCGGCGCCACCUCCCACCGGAGGACCAAGGAGGGCGGCGCGCUCCAGCGAGAGCUUAUCCGGUUUCUUAAUGCCGGGGCGUUCGGCAACGGCGACGACGGCCACGUGCUGCCGGCCGCGGCGACGCGGGCAGCCAUGCUCGUCCGCAUCAACACUCUGCUCCAGGGGUACUCUGGCAUCCGGUUCGAGAUCCUCGAGACGAUCGCCACGCUGCUUAACGCCAACGUGACGCCGUGCUUGCCGCUCCGGGGCACGAUCACCGCGUCCGGCGACCUCGUCCCGCUCUCCUACAUCGCGGGACUCGUCACCGGCCGACCAAACUCUGUGGCGGUGACGCCCGAUGGCAGGAAGGUGGAUGCCGCGGAGGCGUUCAAGAUCGCCGGCAUCCAGCACGGCUUCUUCGAGCUCCAGCCCAAGGAAGGCCUCGCCAUGGUGAACGGCACGGCCGUCGGCUCCGGGCUCGCCUCGAUGGUGCUCUUUGAGGCGAACGUCCUUGGCGUGCUCGCGGAGGUCCUCUCCGCGGUGUUCUGCGAGGUCAUGAACGGCAAGCCGGAGUACACCGACCACCUGACGCACAAGCUUAAGCACCACCCGGGACAGAUUGAGGCAGCCGCCAUUAUGGAGCACAUCUUGGAGGGGAGCUCCUACAUGAUGCUGGCGAAGAAGCUCGGCGAGCUCGACCCGCUGAUGAAGCCCAAGCAAGACAGGUACGCGCUCCGCACGUCGCCGCAAUGGCUCGGCCCCCAGAUUGAGGUCAUCCGUGCCGCCACCAAGUCGAUCGAGCGCGAGAUCAACUCCGUCAACGACAACCCGCUCAUUGACGUCUCCCGUGGCAAGGCGCUCCACGGCGGCAACUUCCAGGGCACACCCAUCGGCGUGUCCAUGGACAACACCAGGCUCGCCAUUGCCGCGAUCGGUAAGCUCAUGUUCGCGCAGUUCUCUGAGCUCGUGAACGAUUUCUACAACAACGGCCUGCCGUCCAACCUGUCCGGUGGGCGCAACCCGAGCUUGGACUACGGCUUCAAGGGUGCCGAGAUCGCCAUGGCAUCGUACUGCUCUGAGCUCCAGUUCUUGGCCAACCCUGUGACCAACCAUGUCCAGAGCGCGGAGCAGCACAACCAAGACGUCAACUCUCUCGGCCUCAUCUCGUCCAGGAAGACGGCCGAGGCCAUCGACGUGCUCAAGCUCAUGUCCUCGACGUUCUUGAUCGCGCUAUGCCAGGCCAUCGACCUGCGCCACCUCGAAGAGAACGUCAGGAGCGCCGUCAAGGGCUGCGUGACGACGGUGGCGAGGAAGACCCUGAGCACCAGCGCCACCGGCGACCUCCACAAGGCCCGGUUCUGCGAGAAGGACCUGCUCCAGGCGAUCGACCGCGAGGCCGUGUUCGCGUACGCGGACGACCCCUGCAGCGCCAACUACCCGCUGAUGCAGAAGAUGCGCGCCGUCCUCAUCGAGCACGCGCUGGCCAACGGCGAGGCGGAGCGCAACGUCGACACCUCGGUGUUCGCCAAGGUCGCGACGUUCGAGGAGGAGCUCCGCGUGGCGCUGCCCAGGGAGGUGGAGGCUGCCCGUGCGGCCGUGGAGAACGGCACCGCCGCAAAGGCGAACAGGAUCACCGAGUGCAGGUCGUACCCGCUCUACCGGUUCGUCCGCGAGGAGCUCGGGACAGAGUACUUGACCGGGGAGAAGACGCGGUCGCCCGGCGAGGAGGUGAACAAGGUGUUCGUCGCCAUGAACCAGGGCAAGCACAUCGACGCACUGCUCGAGUGCCUCAAGGAGUGGAACGGCGAGCCUCUGCCCAUCUGCUGAUUGCUGAACAGAGGACCGACGAGAAGAUAGCAAAAUAUUAGCGUGUUUCAGAAAUUCAGAAGUUCACAGAUGUGCUUAGCUGAUGCUGUAAUAAGUAUGCCUUUUCUUUCAUUUUUUUUUAAGUUCUUGUUUGCAACGUUCUUUGGAAGUUACGAUGCCAUAGCCAAAUUUAGCAAUUUGCAUAGAGGCAGGCAGCUACUAAAACUGCUGUUGAUGUAAGUUAAAGGGUGUAAUUUGUGAUACUUUUCCAUGGUCAAUUCGUGAGAGAACUCCAAACAGUCAGAAGAAGUUCAUCUGUUACUGUCAG